CAACAAAAAGGAAAUAGACUUACGUGAGUUCCGUGACUAAAUUCCAAGAAAAAACAAACGCCCCAAAAUGAAAAAUGAGAUUCCACUUCCGAAACUUCCCGGAAACUCACUUCCCAUCCACUUCCCAUCACGUCAUAAAAACCCCCUCACUUCCUCCCACUUUCCUCGCCACUUCCAUUCAAAGAAGAAGAAGAGAUGAAGCUCACCUUCGGUUCGCUUUUCGGAUCCUCAACGAAACCCGUUAAGAAAGCGAAGCGGGCGAGGACCCGAGAAAUUUCCAGAUCCGAAACCUCGUCGUCAUCGGCGGAAUCGAGCACGAGAUCGGAGGUGAUCUCGAGGAGGGAGCUGGAGGCGGUGCUGAGGAGGUUGGGGCCGGAGCCGCCGAGCGAGGAGGAGGUGGCUGCGAUGAUGGCGGAGGUGGAGGGAGGGGCGAUGAGUCUGGAGGCGAUCGGAGCGUUGGGGGGAUCGGGGAGGAGAUCGAUGGUGGGGAUGGAGAUGCGAGAGGCGUUCGCGGUGUUUGAUGCGGAUAGAGAUGGGAGGAUCUCGGCGGAGGAGUUGAAGGCGGUGUUGGAGGAGUGGUGUAGCUUGGAGGAUUGCCGGAGGAUCAUCGGAGAAGUGGAUGCUGAUGGAGAUGGGCUCGUAGGGUUUGAGGAUUUCGUGAGGAUGAUGCGAAUGGACGAGGGUUUAUAAAGGAUGGUUCUAUGGCUU
Molecule: messenger RNA, 708 nt
Organism: Dioscorea cayenensis subsp. rotundata (Guinea yam)
Lineage: Eukaryota; Viridiplantae; Streptophyta; Magnoliopsida; Dioscoreales; Dioscoreaceae
Product: probable calcium-binding protein CML35
Exons: 1
Coding region: 196-690 (164 amino acids)
Molecular function (GO): calcium ion binding
Source: RefSeq, a predicted model, not a curated record